UAUGGAACCAGUCGUCCUGCUCCGGUGUGAUCAGGACUGUAGAUGAAGGCUUGUAACAGAUCCAGCACGCUUUCGCUGCGGAGUCCGCAACGAGGCGGCGGUGGUAUAAAUUCUUCGUGCCCAUCACGUGACGCUACAUAUAACACCCAUUAAUUAUCAGCGUCACCAUUCAAGAUAGUAUUCUAGACGUGUAAGAACAACAUUCAAGAUCCGGCACAUUUCGAAGUAGCUCAGUAGAGGCGAAGAUCAACAGGUACGCCUCGGCCCGGCAGAUCAUCUUAGAAGGCUCCUAUCAGUCGCCUAUCUAAUCGAUAAGCUCGCGUUUUCUCGUGAAGUCGAACUUUUCUUGUCGCGCUCGCAUAUAUCCGUUGGUAACGUAGACAUAGGGCGUGAUAACGUGGUGUCAGCUUUUACUCUAUUCUGUCUGAGAUCAUGACUGCCAAUGGCAAUACCAAGCUAUGGGGUGGCCGCUUCACAGGCAGCUUGGAUCCCAUUAUGACCCAAUACAAUGAGUCGAUCUACUUCGAUCGAGUUUUCUACGACCAGGACGUUCGUGGUAGUAUAGCUUAUGCCCGUGCCAACGUCAAGACUGGCAUCCUGACUGAGCAUGAGUUCUCGGAGAUCGAGCGAGGACUCAAUGCUGUUCGGAAAGAGUGGGCAGACGGCACGUUCGAUAUCAAGCCUGGUGUAGACGAGGACAUCCAUACAGCAAACGAGCGUAGAUUGGGCGAGAUCAUUGGCAAGGAUAUUGCUGGCAAAUUGCACACCGGCCGAAGCAGGAACGAUCAGGUCGCGACGGACAUGCGGUUAUGGCUACAGGAUCAGCUGGAGAAGUUGGAAGGGUUCCUCGUAGACCUCUUGAAGGUCAUGGCUGCGAGAGCGGAGAAGGAGGUCGAGGCGGUGAUGCCAGGUUAUACCCAUUUGCAGCGAGCGCAACCGAUACGAUGGAGUCACUGGAUAUUAAUGUACGCUUCUUUCUUCGCCUCAGACCUGCAGAGACUUCGAGAGCUGAAGGCUCGUGUGAACCGGUCGCCGCUGGGUUGCGGCGCGCUGGCAGGCAACCCCUUCAACAUUGAUCGAGACGCAAUGGCCAAGGAACUAGGGUUCGACGGUCUUAUUAUGAACUCUCUCGCUGGUGUCGCUGAUCGAGACUUCGUCGUGGAGACAUUGCAAUGGGGCUCGAUGCUGAUGAUGCAUAUGUCGCGCUGGGCUGAGGAUCUCAUCAUCUACUCUUCCGGCGAGUUCAGUUUUGUGAAGCUUGCGGAUGCUUACUCUACCGGCUCCAGUCUGAUGCCGCAGAAAAAGAACCCUGAUUCGCUCGAACUCCUGCGUGGCAAGAGCGGAAGAGUGUUUGGGCAGAUGGCAGGGUUGAUGAUGAGUGUCAAGGGAAUUCCGUCCACUUACAACAAGGACCUGCAGGAGUCCGUGGAGCCGUUACUGGACCACGUCAAGACCGUCGGCGACAGUCUACAGAUCGCAACCGGCGUCCUCUCCACCCUGACAAUCUUGCCCGAGAAUAUGCUGAAGUCGCUCACGCCGGACAUGCUCGCCACGGAUCUAGCAGACUAUUUGGUGAGGAAGGGUGUGCCGUUUCGGGAAACGCACCACAUCUCCGGGCAAGUCGUUGCGCUGGCGGAGAAGCAAGGCAAGCCUAUGGAUCAACUGAGCUUCGAGGAGCUGCAGGGUGUGGACAGAAGGUUCGAGAAGAACGUUAUGGAGGUGUUUGACUAUCAGAAAAGUGUCGAGAUGAGGUCCGCUAAGGGAGGCACGAGCAGGAGUGCGGUAAUGGAGCAAAUCGAGGCGGUCAAGAAGGCGUUGAGUGGCGAGUGAGCGCAGAGUUCCUUACGAGUCACAGGGCAACACCAUUAUUCAGAUACACUAGGCACCUCCGACCCGUCCCUAUGCCGCCAAC
Molecule: messenger RNA, 1912 nt
Organism: Baudoinia panamericana UAMH 10762
Lineage: Eukaryota; Fungi; Ascomycota; Dothideomycetes; Mycosphaerellales; Teratosphaeriaceae
Exons: 1
Coding region: 433-1830 (465 amino acids)
Cellular component (GO): cytosol
Molecular function (GO): argininosuccinate lyase activity
Source: RefSeq, a predicted model, not a curated record